This is a messenger RNA of Patella vulgata (common limpet), 6028 nucleotides long. Its product is annotated as pleckstrin homology domain-containing family D member 1. Bases 177 to 1544 code for a protein of 455 amino acids. The transcript has 15 exons. Lineage: Eukaryota; Metazoa; Mollusca; Gastropoda; Patellidae. The record is from RefSeq and is a predicted model, not a curated record.
UCAAAGGGAGGUAAUUUUGUCAACUAAAAAGUUGAGAAAAAGGUCAAUGUUUAUUGGGGAAGUAAGAAUUUGGAUGAGGAAGAAGGAGUAUACAACAUAAAGUUUUAAAGCAUUUGACAGAAGAUUGUUCAACUAAACUUAUGAUAAGUUGAUUGUAACAUGUAUGUUUACAUAGUAUGAACGCAAUGCCCGAAAUCAAUAGAGCACCGUUGCAACAGGGAGACUGGUCUUCGUCGAUACAAAUUCAUGGCACACUGUUGAAAAGACCGCUGGGUCACCAAUCGAACAACUGGUCUCGAAGAUUUUUCAUGGUCAAAGAUGGAUUCCUGAUAUAUUAUCCUGAAAAUGAAAAGAAAGAGUUCGAUAAACGCGUGCAUUUUAAUGUUCAUCCAAAGGGAAUUAUACCAUUAGCAGAAUGUGAAUUUAAAGCCAUACGAGAACCAGGUCAUCCAUUUGCUUUUCAAGUAGAGAGUCCAGAAAUUCGUGGUAGACUAAUUUUAGCAGGUGAAAGUGAUUAUGAAAGGAAGCAAUGGAUGGAAACAAUGGUCAACUGUCGCAGAGUAACAUGGAAAAACACAUGUUUAGCUGAUGAAAUGAUUAAAAGACUUGAAUCUCAGGGAUUAGAGAUGGCUAGGGAAAAACAAAAUUAUUUUGAUAGAUUAGUAUCAGAAGUAAAUGCUUUGUCUGAAGAAAAAAUUCGAACAGAGGAAUUAGCUAGGGUAAAUACUGAACUAGAGAAAGAAAAAGAAAAAUUAGAAAAAUUUACAGAAGAGAUCAGAGAAGAGUAUGCUAAAUUAAAAGAUGAGUUAGACGAUACAAGUCAAAUUAUGACAUCAUUAGAUGAAGACAGACAAAAAUUAUCAACAUUACUUUCUGAACAACAGUCACAGUUACAGGAAUUAGAAAAAGACAAAGAAAAGAUUCUCCAAGAUAUGAAGAAUAGGGAAAAAAUGGCUUCCCAGUUAUCAAAAGAAAAGAAACGGAUGUCCGAUGCCAAAAAUCAGCUACACCAACAAUUAUUGGAAAUUGAAAAUAAACAAGAAGAAUUGUUGAAUGAAAAACUGUGUGCUGAAGCCAAAAUUAAAGAAAAUCAAGAAGCUGUGAAACAAAUGGAAGAAGAAAAACAGACAUUGAGUGAACAUGCUCAAGAAUUACAAUCUACUAUAAAGGAUUUAGUAGUACAGAAAGAAUUAACAGAAACAGAGCUGCGAGAUGAGAUUAAAGCCCGAAUAGCUGCUGAAUUAAGAUUAAAAGAAGCAGAGAUGUCACUAAAUAAACUGGAUACAGCAGUUAAUGAAAAAACUUCAUUAGUUGAUGCAGAAACAAAAGAAGAAAUGGCUGUUAAUGUGAAAAAGUUAAAGCAAUUCUUUGAAGAUUUGGCAGAAGAAGCGAAGUUUGCUGCAGAUAAACCAAUUAUUAUGAGGAAUGCUGUAUAUGCUAGGAAAACUAUGGCCAGAAGGGCAAAAACUUUAAAAUUUGAGCGUAGAAAAAGAUCAACUACUCCGCUUGAAUCUUUAUUUUCUGAGGGUGCCAAACUCAAAUAGUAACCAUGGAUAUCAGUAAAUUAAGCAGUUCAGAGAAGAUGUUGAGGCGUUCACUCAGUAAUAUAGAUCACUCAACAAGAGAAAGAAUUCAUGCCAAUUCUCUAACUGAUGUGGAAGAAACUUUUUAACAGUGACGGGCACAUGGUGUGUGAAUGUCCCAUGAAUGCCAUGAUCUGAACUGAUGAACAGGAAUUCAUUUUUUUUCAUUCAUUUCUCUUUUGAGAAUAGAACAUUACGAUAAUUUAAAAAAGAGAUUAUCUAUAUAAUUAUAUCAACUAUAAAUAUAAGAAUGGUGUCUUAAAGAAGGAUUCCUUGAUUUGGUUGGAAAAUAUAAUUUUAGAUUUGAAUAAGUCUGUGUUCAGUUGUUUUGCAGGGGGAAAACCUUUCUGCAUUUAAAAUUUUUCCAUAGAGAAGGUCAGUGCUAUGCAAAGAUAUUGAAAACAAAACCAAAACCAAGGAUUUUCUGUUCUAUUAAGACUACAUUUUUUGGUUGCACCUCUAUUAUCUUUUUACGAUGUCUAAUUUAUCUCUACACAGUUUUGCACUGAUGCAUUGAAUUUUAGCAUAUUAUUGCACCCAAAUAUUUAUUCAUUAAGACACAAAUAUUAAAGUAAGUUCAAUAGAUUUCAUAGAAGAAUAUUAAAUACAUUUAUCCCAUAUUAAGUAAAUAAGUCUUUCAUGUAUAAAUCAAGUCAUACUAGAAUCACUAAGGUAAACAAUGACUUGUUAGAUCAGUUGCUGUAUUGCUACAAUUCGAGAAAAAGUAAGCACAGGAUGUUUAAUCAAUUCAGUUCUUAAACUAAUCCUUUCAUAUUUUGACAAAAACAUUUUUUUGCCAGAUGAUUUGAAAACCCAUUAAUAAAAUUCCCCAAAAUGUUUUUUGCCAGAAUAGUUGAAAUAGCAUUAAUCAAAUGCUCCGAACCCUGUUGUGUAAAAUAAGUACAGUAAUUGAUAGAUAAAACUACAAUGAAUACUUCCAAAAUGGUUUGAAAGUUGUUUCCUCAAUAGGUUGGUUAGAUUUGGUCACUUCCUACUUUCUGUCAGAACAUAGCAUUAAAAUCUCUGAAAUUUGUUACAUUGAUAUUGCCUAAAUGAUGCCUGCAUCCCAAUAUAACAUUUGGAGUUAACUAAAAUGAUAUAGAUAUUAACACUGGUUGUAUACCUUAGUUACGUCAGGAUGAAGUGUAUGUUUGCUUAGAUGAAUAUAAGAGAGUGUAUGUGUAAAAUUAUAACUCAAACAUAUAUAACACGGGAUAUGUUUAGGGCAAUGAUACAAUUUUAGGAUGAAAUGUAUGUUUGCUUAGAUGAAUAUAAGAGAGUGUAUGUGUAAAAUUAUAACUCACAACAUAUAUAACACAGGAUAUGUUUAGGGCAAUGAUACAAUUUUCCAUUUGGGGUAUGUAAGAGGCAGGGUAUGCUUAAUAUUAUUAGAACACUUAAUGUCACUAUCAAUCUUAGUAGGCCCUAUAUGUAAGAAAAUGCAAAAUUUUCAAUUUUAUGAACUUAAUGAAGCUUAAUAUCCAUGUCUUACUUGUUUAUAGCCUGAGAAAAACACUUUGAGAUAAGUAAGUACCUAAAGAUUCAACCAUAUCUAGGAAUUAAGCAGAUCAACGUUUAGUAAUUAAACAGUAACACAUUAAAAACUAUUUGCUUGAUAAAGACAGAAGUAUCCUUGUCAUCUUCAUCGAAAAGUAGCAUAUUAAUAAACCAGUAAUUGUUAUUCCAUAAAUAGUUUUUAGAGUGAUAUUGUUAUAUUGUCUCUGGUGUGUGAAUGUAUGUUGUUAAAUGUAUUGUUCAUUACCUCAUAAUAAAGAUUUAUUAAUGUUACAAAAAAACAUAUUUUUCUAAUGUUGAACUAUAUGUAUGUUAGAAAGGGAGCUGUGAACAGGCAUUGAAAUUUUUGUUAUGGUUGAAUAUAUGUAUUUUCAUAGCAUAGUUUUUUAUGCAAGUUAUAUAUUGUUGAAAUUGUACAGUUCAUGGAGCUUUAGGUUUAUUUUUCAAAUAUAGAAUAUAGUUUAAUGCUUAUUUCUAAUAUCUAUUAAAAAUAUCAAUUAUACAUAUAUAUUAUGCCUUCUUUUUUUUCCUGUUGUAUAUAUUUAAUUAAUUUGUCUUGCUGGAAGGAUGUUAACUUUUAAGUUUGACUAGAAAGUGAUUAGUUUUAAAGAACUACAGACAAAUACUCAGUGAUGCUUAAGUGGAAUGUCUUCCAUUUAGAAAGUUCACCUACCUAUUUCAUAUUCCUCCAAGGAAAUUAUUUAGUGUUUGUUACGGUUCUGUUGUACUUCUUGUGUUAUUAUUAUUAUUAGAUAUGAAUAUUGUUCUACAAGAAGUUCUUUCUUAGCAAAACACCACACUUCUUAAGUUAUACAGUUAAACUACAUAUUUGUUAUUUUUUAAGACACAUGUAUAUUCCAGUUCACUAUAUUUGUUUGCAAUAAUUAAAAUAAGGUGAAGGGAAUACAUUAUAUAUCAAUUUUCUUUUUAAUCCUACAAAUAUUGAAGAAGGGUUUUUUUCAUAAAAGUUUACUAUAUUAUUUGAAUAUUGAAUUUCUCAAGUGAUUUGCUACAAAUUUCAAAAUAUAUUCUCUUUUCCUAUUUCAUGAGCAAUUAUUUUUAAAAUACUAAUUUUGACUAAUUUGUGUGAUUUCUAGUGAUAUUAAUUUUCUUUUUAAUCCUAGUACCAGUAUUAAAGUAGAAUUAAAUUUAGUUUAGUAUAAUGUACUACUAAUUGUGUAGUGAUUUUGUAAUAAUGAUUUACCGCAUUGUUAAAAUUAUUAUUUUUACUUAGUUUAUUAUUAGUGUCAACUUAUUAGAAAUGUAAUUUUAUUAAUUAUUUAAUAGAUAUGAAAAAAAGACUUUAGCUCCGCAGAAGGCUCAACUGUAAGCUCACUACUUUUAAUAUUAUCUUGAGAAGCGUUAAUGUUAUUUCUUUUUACCGGUAUAGCACUAAUUUCAGUGUGAGCGUAUUUUCGUCACCCUGUCUGUCAGUUCGUCUGUGAACCGUUUACUUGUGAAUGCGAUAUAGUCUACAUUUUUAACUGAUUUUUUUUUUUCACAUCUAGUGUGAAGCAUUUCGGUCAUGAAAGAAUGAGCCUUAUUGAUUUUGUGUGUUCUGCGACCUUCCGUAUUGAUGUAAUGUCCAGGCUACUGUUUUUCAAAUUUUGUGUGAGCGUUGUAUGAUCGAGCAUGAACCGUAUUGAUUUUUAGCAUAAUGGAUUUAAAUUUGGUUUGAAGUUUGAACCAUUGGGGUCAUGAGAGGAAAAACUUGAUUUUCUGCAUCUAUGGCCCAUUUUCUGUCAAAAUGUCAGUGUGAGAGAAUGAAACCUAUUGUUUUUCAGCUAGGGGAUGAACCCUGUUGAAUUUCAGAUAAAAGUGUAAAGCAUUGGGCUCAGAGAGGAUGAAUCCUAAAAAUUUUCAGCAUUCUAUAAAUUUCGUAUCCAGAAAAGCUUGAGAACAGAUAGAGAUAAGAUUUCUUUGAGGGCACCCUUUUCAAAUUGGGUCAACAUUCAACUUUUCCUUUCGCAAAUGCUGGUGUCUUUUUUCUUUUUUUUUUAGAUAUAGCUGCUGCGUGGGUGUAUUUCCAAACUUUGCAUGGUUAUCUUUAUUUAUCAGGGCACCUUUCAGCAUUGAUCUCUUCAUAUAUAUUGAUUACCCAUUUUCAUAUUAUUGUUAUUAAUCAAAGUUACCUCUAAAUAAAUGUAUGAACCACAACAUACUGUAUCAACAAAUAACACUUCACUAUACAUUAUCUUCAUUUAUAUGUUUGUUGCAUUGAUAGAAUUUAUACAUUCAUAUAAAUAACUAAUUGUUUAUGCAUGUAGGUAGUUGGUGUUACUAUUCAGUAAAUGUUUUUGUCAGUGUUUAAAUUAACAUAGUUUCAUCUAUUUCCAUCCAAUAUAAGAAGAAAUAUAGUUUUCACAAUAAUUUAAUUACAUAUUGUAACCAUUUGGCCUAUGAAAUGCUCCUUCCACUAUUCUUACAUAAUGGUUUUUCUUUUAAUUUUUUUUUUUUUGCAAUAAACACCUUGUCACCUGUUUAUUGUUUAAUUCAAAUACAUAUAUUUGAAAGCACUGGCUGCCUUUACUAUAUUUGUCCACACUUGCUGUGAUAUAAAUAUGUAGAUAGUACAUACAUACUUUGUAAACUCAGUUAUAUAUAUUGAAAUCAGUUACAUAUUUGAAUGCUGUGCCCAAUUGAAGCCCACUAGAGUGAAAGCUCAACCAAAUUUCUUAUAUUGAAAUAAACAAACAUAAUUAACUGAAUGAUUCCAAAUGUGGCAAAUUUUAUUUACUUCAAAAGCUUGAAAAAGCCCACUAAUGGUUGUACCGGUACAAAUUCUUCAAAUUGCUCAUUUAUUUGUUUCAUGCUUUUCGCUUGUGUAUAUUAUUGGUGGUAAAUUUAACAAGAUUGUGCUGGUUGCUAAAUUGUAUAUAAUGAUAUGUUAUAAGUAAUGUUAAAAAUAUUAAAAGAUUUGUGCUUAUAAA